Messenger RNA from Gymnogyps californianus (California condor), 1456 nucleotides. RefSeq names its product alpha-1,6-mannosyl-glycoprotein 4-beta-N-acetylglucosaminyltransferase-like. The record is from RefSeq and is a predicted model, not a curated record. Gene Ontology annotation, molecular function: acetylglucosaminyltransferase activity. Gene Ontology annotation, biological process: protein N-linked glycosylation. Lineage: Eukaryota; Metazoa; Chordata; Aves; Accipitriformes; Cathartidae.
AUGCGAUGCUCCCUGAAGCGCUCCCUCACAGCUGCGCUUGCAGCCGCCUUCGUCGUCCUCCUCCUCCUCCUCCGUGGGGGCAGCUGGCAGGAACAGGAUCCCCUGCAGGUGGAGCUUAGGGGCUUGGCCCCAGCCACGGUCCUGCAGAUGCUGCAGCCGGAAGGAGCCCAGCGCAUCCUCAGGGACACGGAUGACCUCUCUGCACUCCACAAUGUCUCCUACCACCUCCUCGCUGGCUUCUUGUCACCCCACAAAAAAUUCUUGACGGUGGGAUUGGCAUCAGUGCGGCGGCCACGUGGCUACUACCUGGCCACACUCCAGUCCCUCUUCAAGCAGUCAACGGAGGAGGAGCUGCAGGAGAUGGUGGUGGUGGUGCACCUGGCCGACACGGACCCCAGAUGGAACAUGGACGUGGCUGCCAACAUCGCCCACAAGUUUGCUCACCACAUCCUCCUGGGCCGGCUCCUGCUUAUCCACGCUCCCCAGGAGUUUUACCCCACCCUGGAGGGCCUCAAGAGAAACUACAACGAUCCAGAGGAGCGGGUGAGGUUCAGGUCCAAGCAGAACGUGGACUAUGCCUUCCUCUUCGCCUUCGCUGCCAACCUCUCCUCCUACUACUUGAUGAUCGAGGACGAUGUGUUGUGCGCCAAGUCCUUCUUGACGGCCAUCCGCAAGGCACUGGCUUCCCAGGAAGGCUCCAACUGGGCCACCCUUGAGUUCUCCAAGCUGGGCUACAUCGGUAAGCUCUACCGCUCCAGUGACCUUCCUCGCCUGGCUCGUUUCCUCCUCCUCUUCUACCAGGAGAUGCCCUGCGACUGGCUGCUGGCCCACUUCCGCCUCCUGCUCACCCAGAAGGACGUCAUCCGCUUCAAGCCCUCCCUCUUCCAGCACAUGGGCCUCUACUCCUCCUUCCAGGGCACCGUCAACCGGCUGGAGGACGAUGAGUUCGAGGCCAAUGCCUUGGACCUUCCGGACAACCCGCCAGCAGCCUUGUUCACCAGCAUGUCUGUCUUUGAGAACUACGAGCCCCUCAAGGCUUACAGCACAGCAGAGGGGUAUUUUUGGGGGAAAGACCCAGCAGCUGGCAGCGUCUUCUCCAUCAUCUUCCAGCAGCCGGCCCACAUCACCCGUGUCCGAGUGCGCACAGGCUCCAACGAGCGCCAGGGUGAUUUCCUGCAUGCUGGGGUGCUGGAGCUGGGCUGGCAGCGGCAGGCUGAUGGCCGGGACUGCUCUGCCUACACGACUGUGGGCACCUUCAAGAAGGGGACCUUUGAGCAGCAGGGGCUGGAGAGGGGCAUGCCCAGCCCCGUGGAGUGCGUGAGGAUCCGAGUAACCCAGGACCAGAGCGAGUGGCUCAUCAUCCAGAGCAUCGACAUCUGGACCACAGCAGGCACCUGACCACGGAAGUGGCAGCUUGCCAAAGCGGCUGGAUUUUGUCCUAAGAGGUCUUUUAUUU